Messenger RNA from Esox lucius (northern pike), 3383 nucleotides. RefSeq lists its product as uncharacterized. NCBI's taxonomy places the organism in Eukaryota, Metazoa, Chordata, Actinopteri, Esociformes, Esocidae. Gene Ontology annotation, biological process: protein localization to nucleus; nuclear membrane organization. Gene Ontology annotation, molecular function: kinesin binding; ATP hydrolysis activity; ATP binding. Gene Ontology annotation, cellular component: endoplasmic reticulum lumen; nuclear envelope. The coding region runs from base 430 to 2460 and encodes 676 amino acids. The record is from RefSeq and is a predicted model, not a curated record. The transcript is spliced from 12 exons.
CUGGAACUAUAAGCAGAGGACCGUCCUCUGAGCAUAGCAUGGACGUUACCAUUAACCCAGGGCUUUUGAUUGGGGGAAGUCUGAACAUUUACUCUCGGAACAACAUCAUUGAUGCACUUGGAGAUAUAUGCUGAGACAGAGUCCAUGUAUUCAUCAAUGUUCCUGUCUGCCAGUCUGUUGUUUCAAAGCAGUCCUGGAGAAUGGUAAUGGAUCCCUCAUUCCAGCGUUGAACUGCCCAAGAAACCGGUUUAUCCUGUUUUAGGCGUUGUCUAUAGGAUGGGAGGAGCAAAAUCAGUGUGUGAUCAGCCUUACCAAAAGCCCAGUGGGGGAGGGGUGUACCGCUGUCCUUGUCAGUAAAUAGAAAGUAGUUGACUUACUUUUAAACGACUUUGCUCUAUGUGAUUAGCUACAUGUUUAUUACAACUGAAAAUGAGACCAACAUACAAAACCUUGUUCGGAUAUAUUUUAAUAUCAAGUGUUCUUGUAAAGGCUUUCGAACCAAUUACAACCACAAUUGUGGCUGGUGCGGGAGCGGCAGCAGCAGCUGGAUGGAACAUGUACAGUUAUUUCUAUGAAAGUUGUGACUCACAAUGGAUAGAUUUUAAUUCAACAGGUUUGGAAGUGGACCUAAAUCGUAAAUUGUUUGGUCAACAUAUUGUUUCCAGAGUCGUCCUGAAAGCAAUUACGGGAUUCAUGAAAAAUAAAAACCCUAAGAAGCCGCUGGUACUCUCUUUACACGGUGGGACCGGAACAGGGAAGAAUUUUGUUAGCCAGCUGAUAGCUAAAAACCUCUAUAAGAAGGGCACGGACAGCGGUUUCUUCCACCAGUUUGUAGCUACAGCUCACUUCCCUCACCAGAGCCAGAUUGAGAACUACAAGUCUCAGCUGCAGCACUGGAUUAAAGGAAACAUUACCAACUGCCCUCAGUCCAUGUUCAUCUUUGACGAGAUGGACAAGAUGCAACCUGGUCUGAUUGACAGUAUAAAGCCCUACUUGGACUACUAUGAGAAAUUGGACGGUGUCUCCUAUCGCCAAGCCAUCUUCAUCUUCCUCAGCAACUCAGGAGGAGAGAACAUUGUGCAGGUGGCUCUUGACUUCUGGAAAGCAGGGAAAGACCGAGAAGAGAUCGAGUUGAAAGACCUGGAAAUGGCUCUCUCCCUGUCUGUGUUCAACAACAAGAAUAGUGGGUUCUGGCACAUCAGUCUGAUUGACAAGAACCUGGUGGACUUCUUCGUCCCUUUCGUGCCUCUGGAGUAUAAACACCUGGUGCAGUGUGGCAUGGCAGAGAUGGACGCACAGGGACUGGUGCCCAAUCACACCUUGGUCGACCAAAUGGUCAGAGACAUGGUAUUCUUUCCCAAGAGUGAGAAGAUCUUCUCUGUCACGGGCUGCAAGACCAUCAGCAAUAAGCUGAGCUACUACGGAGAACACGUUUUCAAACAAAAAACAACCGCAGAUGGGGCUGGUGCGGGAGUAUCAGCUGGAUGGAACAUUUACAGUUAUUUCUAUGAAAGUUGUGACUCACAAUGGAUAGAUUUUAAUUCAACAGGUUUGGAAGUGGACCUAAAUCGUAAAUUGUUUGGUCAACAUAUUGUUUCCAGAGUCGUCCUGAAAGCAAUUACGGGAUUCAUGAAAAAUAAAAACCCUAAGAAGCCGCUGGUACUCUCUUUACACGGUGGGACCGGAACAGGGAAGAAUUUUGUUAGCCAGCUGAUAGCUAAAAACCUCUAUAAGAAGGGCACGGACAGCGGUUUCUUCCACCAGUUUGUACCUACAGCUCACUUCCCUCACCAGAGCCAGAUUGAGAACUACAAGUCUCAGCUGCAGCACUGGAUUAAAGGAAACAUUACCAACUGCCCUCAGUCCAUGUUCAUCUUUGACGAGAUGGACAAGAUGCAACCUGGUCUGAUUGACAGUAUAAAGCCCUACUUGGACUACUAUGAGAAACUGGACGGUGUCUUCAACCGCCAAGCCAUCUUCAUCUUCCUCAGCAACUCAGGAGGAGAGAACUACAUGCAGGUGGCCCUUGACUUCUGGAGAGCAGGGAAAGACAGAGAAGAGAUUGAGUUGAAAGACCUGGAAACGGCUUUCUCCCUGCCUGGGUUUAACAUCAAGAAGAAAAUCGAGACUCAUCAGACCAGGCAACAUUCUUCCAGUCUUCAACUGUCCAAUUUUGAUCCUAUUGAGUUUGAGCAGUGCAACACAGAAGGUGGAUUCUGGCACAGUUUGAUUGACAAGAACCUGGUGGACUUCUUCGUCCCUUUCCUGCCUCUGGAGUAUAAACACCUGGUGCAGUGUGGCAUGGCAGAGAUGGACGCACUGGGACUGGUGCCCAAUCACACCUUGGUCGACCAGGUGGUCAGAGUCAUGACAUACUUUCCCAAGAUUGAGAAGAUUUUCUCUGUCACAGGCUGCAAGACCAUCCGCAAUUAUCUGUACUACUACAGAAAAAACGUAUGAGAUAAACUACAUUAUAAGUUGGUGGCUAUGAAUGUAGGAUGAACUGUGAUUUGUAUGUCUAAACAGGCUAGUGUGCUCUCACAAACUUGAGUGAGGUUUUCAGUUUUCCCAAAACAAUUUCUGCCCUUGAUGGUUUGUGUUGCAUAAUGAAUACGUAAAAGAGGUACUGAUCUUUUUGGCAGUAAAACAGCUAGUUUGCUUUCACCAGCUGCAGUUAAGUUGAUUUAACAAAAACAGCUUUUUAUCUUAUUCCUACGUUUCAUGAAAUUGUCCUGUCCAUGUCCUGAAACUGAGUUGACGAAGUCUGUGACUGAACUAUGAGACAGGAUUUCAUUAACCUUAAUGACAAUGUGGAGGGCAUCAAUGCUCCUAUGUUACUCACUAAAAAGGAAUGAAUGGAUUACUGAGAAAAAUUAGGAUGAUUUGAAAGAGAAAACAAACACUGAGAUGUUCAAAGGCUUGGUCCAGAGUUUUUAAUUCUGUAAAUGAUCAUCUGAAAAAAAAAGUGAAUGGAGCAGUUUAACCACACAUUUGUGGUUAAACUAGCUUGCGCGUUUCACCUGGCUGCAGGGGUUGUGUUGACUGCUGUGAUAAUAGCAGAGCUGAAUUCCCGCGGAAGGUAGGAGGGCUGUACCUUUACAGUUAUGAGCUCCAGGUCUGGUGAAUAGUGUGUUGAAAAUACUGCAACAUCCUAACCCCAGCUAGAGUUACUAUAAUAAUGCAGACCCUCUGCCUCCACUUUUUUUACAUGAUAAAUUGUGAAAAUUGUCCAUCUUAUACAUUUGGCACCCCAGAUGGGAUUUAAAUAUCUCCAUUGCUACGGUGUCUGCUUUUUGACUCUAUCUGACUAAACUACAGUGGGGAGAACAAGUAUCUGCCAAUUUUGCAGGUUUUCCUACUUACAAAGCAUGUAGAGGUCUAAU